UUCAUCCUCCAUCCUCCAUCCUCCAUCCUCCAUCCUCAUCAAACCCUCCCCCUCCCUCCCGUCGUCCUUUCACUUCAUCUCUUCCCCCCUUGGGCCUUCGCAGCAAGCCCUGAAGUUCGCAGACCCUUCUUGUCUCGUUUAUCUCGUUCUAUUUCACACUCAGUCCCCCACCACCCCCAUCCAUCCUAUCUCCCUCCUACCGCGGUCUCGACUCUCCGUCGUGAUCUGAUCGACUUCUUAGUCCAAGCCAAAACAGCCCCAUAACCCCAGAAAACUCGGUUCUUCACGAGCACAGCUUUAGCUUUUGCUUUAAAACGCCAGAAUGUCGAAGCUUUUUGUUGGUGGCCUUGCAUGGCAUACAACCGACGAGACCUUGCGCGUAGGGUUUGAGAAGUAUGGUACUAUUGAGGAAGCGACUGUUGUCAAGGACCGCGACACAAACCGCAGUCGUGGAUUCGGUUUCGUCCGCUUCGCUAGUGACACUGAGGCGGACACCGCGAUGAACGCAAUGAACAACCAGGAGUUCGAUGGCCGUGUCAUCCGAGUCGACAAAGCCUCUGACCGUUCUACCCAGCGCAAUGACGGCUUCCAUGGGCGUGGCCAGUACAACCGCUUCGAUGGCGGCGGUGGUGGAGGCGGCUACCGCGGCGGUAGCGGCUAUGGCGGAGGUGGAGGAUAUGGUGAUCGCCAAGCUGGCGGAGGCGGUUGGGAUAAUCACCAGCAACAUACGUAUGGCGGCGGCCAGGGCCAGUGAAGUGCUUGGGCCUAGAUAAUUACGAUUAAGCGCACACGGUCGGAGACAGCAAUUUUUCCCAAGCUAACGUCAAACCCCUUUUAUACCCCGAAGUACCUCUCACGAAGCCCCGAUCUCUGCACAUCAGUUUCACCAAGGUGUCGACGAUACAAAGAACUAUGAGAACAUGAGACAGCAAUCAACGAGCCACGAUCAGAACGAUUAAAAGAAAAUCGGGAUAUUAUGGAACAUGUACCCCUCGAUUCAUUAUUCAUCUAUUUUAAUUAUAUCUUCAGGCUCUUUCAUCCCGCUCUAUACCAUGUAAUUGGCAUCGAAAUGAUUUUUUUCCCCUUCCAUUUUCUUGUACCCUUUACGCGGCGAUACACGACUUCGACCUUCCACAUUGCAUCCCAACGAUUCCCACUUGUGCUGUAGUUUCUAUCUAAAAAAAAAAGCCUCCAGACUCAUUUUGCAGCUCCUGGUUUGUUAUAUUUCUGAACCAUAAUGCCAACUAUCAGUCCCUGGCGGUGGACUUCAUAUUUUUGAGGGUUUAAUUGAUUCAUUUUUUGCUUUUGUCCGUAUCGCUAUUGCUGUCUCGUGCGUUUUAUCAGGUUUCAUCCCCUACUCUACUACUAUCUCCGCUCCUCAACGACUAGCUAGCUAAUCCCUUGCCCUUAUUAUUUUCUUUUUCUAGCCCAACCGUCUCUAAGAGCACUGUUUCCUCUAUUUCUGACCUUAACCACAACCUAACGCGUUCUACGGUUUAACUCUGAUCCCUGCUUGACUGAUUCUACCCCUGAACACGCAUGAAUUCCUUGCUGCUUCAUCCACGUUGCUAAAUUUGUAUCGUUUUGUCCUUGUUUAUUGCGUAAUUUCUCCCCUGCCUUUUUUGUCUAAGAGACGGAACUGAAAUCGAAAGUGACGAAAUUUGAUCAACUGGAGAAAAAAGAAAAAUUGAAUAGCGAAGGAAUGAGAUGUGUCUACACUUUAUCCUGUUUCCGGUCCUGUUUCUUUCCCUGUUCUAUUUUGUCCUCUAUUGGAUCCUAGCUAGCCUCCUCCUUUUCCUUUUAAAUGCUAGUUAUGCAAAGCUAUGAUGUUUUUCUUCGCGGACCGACGGACUGGCAAAAGCUCCCUCCUACCUCCUUUCCUUUGUCCAUUUACUACUCUUGCCUUUCUUUUCCUUUUCACGCUUUCCUUUCAAGCUUACAUAUUUCCAUGCCCAUCCUACUGUGCGCAUAAGGUUUACAGGUAUGGUAUCACAGGCCACCGAUAUUCAUGGAUGUGAGUAUAAUGUAGUGGAACGUAUGAGAGAUUGGUGUAUGGGAAGCUCUUCCCAGCGAUACACCACUUGGGAUUUGACAGAGCAGAUGACAGAAAUGUUCAGACGAUCACGGGUAAAUUGGGCGGACGGGAAAGGUCAAGAGGUUUGUUCGCGCCAUGGUCUAUUCGCCCAUUGCCACUGCUUAUAGUACUUCACCUCACCAUACCAUACCGCAGCGAACCGCACGACACAAAAAAUUCCGGAACAUCUAGAAGCUCUAAUUCUAUAACCAAACCCGCACUCAGUUCUAUCCCCAUAAAACAUGGGCCACAACUCUCAAAACCCCGACCCAUUUCCUCCCUAUUCCGCCCCCACAUCCCCACCCUCAAACUCCUCCAUCCGCUCCACCUUCUCUCCCUCCCGCAUCUCCGGCCCCGGCAAAUGUUCCAGCACAAUCUCACUCUUCCUCCGAUCCGCCUCACUAAUCUCCCUCCCCUCAAUAGCCCUCACCCUCCUUGCCAAAUCGGCAAUAUGGCUAUCUACAACCCUUCCAACCCCGUCCCCAUCCCCAUUCCCGUCCAGCCCGCCAGCAAACUCAGGCCCUUCCAACGCUUUCUCCAACAGGUACAAAUACUCACGAUUCUCCCCGCUCUGCCCGCAGCUCUGGCUGAUGACACGCGCGACGUUGGCCGGGUCGCGGUCUGUGGGGUUGCGGAGGAAUUGGGCAUUUGUGGGCAGGCCGAUGUAGACCAUGCAUGUUAUGGGGGAGGUUGGUGAAGUGAUGGUGGUGUUAUUGUUGUUAGUGGUGGUGGUGGUGGUGGUGGAUGAUGGUGCUGGGUGGAAAGGGGUGAAGUGGACGGUGUAGCCGUCUAUUUCCCUAUCGUCUAGGUAGGCGUGGACUUCCUCUGCGUGGGAGGCCGGGAUGUGAUAGGCUGCGCCCCAGACGGUAGAGGGUUUGGAGUUGUUUGAUUGGACAUCACGUUGCUGUUGUUGAUUGUUAGAAAAAGGGGGGUUCGGUCAUAUAUGGUGGGGGUUUGCUUGUUAGGGGGAUGAUGGGUCGUUCUUUAGAAGUGCUAACCGGGUCUGAUAGUGUUUCCCAGAAUGAUUGUUCGAUUACAGUGACAACCCGCCCGGGUGAUUCAGGGGUUCCUCUGUGGUCUCCGCUGUUUGUUUUCAUGAAAAAUAUGAAAGUUAGUGAUAUUGGCACCCUAGCUUUGGCACGAGUGCGUCAUAUAAAGGAGCAAAAAGCCCCGGGUAUCAGGUAUGAAGGCCUUUCUCAUCAGGUCCGUUAAACAAAAGUGAAUAUGUAGCCAUACCUCGCCUUCAAAUAGUAAAAAAAAGAACACCAAAGAGGAAUAUCAGCUUCCCGUCUCUCGUCUACAUAUACCUCAUGAAGAGUUCAAAUAACACCACGUCGUAGGUAGAUCAUCCAUUUUCUAAAUAAAUCGAAAGACAUACCUGCCAGAACCGUCGAACAUAGCCUUCUAUGUAUCCGAGCAAUCUUUGAUCUACGUAAACGGUUAGUAGAGGCUUUACUAGAUACAAUUUUUUAUAGUUUAGGG
Messenger RNA from Blastomyces gilchristii SLH14081, 3556 nucleotides. Its product is annotated as glycine-rich RNA-binding protein. Lineage: Eukaryota; Fungi; Ascomycota; Eurotiomycetes; Onygenales; Ajellomycetaceae. The record is from RefSeq and is a predicted model, not a curated record. The coding region runs from base 323 to 754 and encodes 143 amino acids. Gene Ontology annotation, molecular function: RNA binding. The transcript is spliced from 7 exons.